This is a messenger RNA of Dibothriocephalus latus, 360 nucleotides long. NCBI's taxonomy places the organism in Eukaryota, Metazoa, Platyhelminthes, Cestoda, Diphyllobothriidea, Diphyllobothriidae. The record is from the annotation of a GenBank genome assembly.
AUGCAGGACGAGGGCGGCUGCAAUCCAGCUCAGUUGAUGGCCAUGUCUCUGCCAUUCGUCGGUGCAGCCACCAACCCACAGUCGCCCUCCGAUACCUCUCGCGAGUUUCGGGAAGUGUUUAAGUUCCUCGGUGUGUCUUCGCAAGUCACUUCCGAUCCCGAGAGUUCAGCGGAGGACGUACUGGCUCUGAUUCAGGCGGCCGCCCUGCGUUCCGGUCUCGCCGGUGGAUCCUCGGAUGGAUCAAGUGCGUUGGAUGAGUUGAUCCACCGCUGGCUCAACCAAGUCACCUCCUUCUCUCCACCCCUUCUGCUGGCUGCUGGCAGUCGUGCCAGCGGAGGUGGUGGCAAGGCGCUAGACGAC